Molecule: messenger RNA, 1044 nt
Organism: Besnoitia besnoiti
Lineage: Eukaryota; Apicomplexa; Conoidasida; Eucoccidiorida; Sarcocystidae
Exons: 1
Coding region: 1-1044 (347 amino acids)
Source: RefSeq, a predicted model, not a curated record
AUGGCCAAGUGCGGCGGCGCCGGCGGGUACGAUAACCCGGCAGUCGGCCUAUGGGGUGUUUGUUUGAGUGCCCAGGCUGUGGUCGCUCUGAUUCUUUUACUUGUGGCAGCCAGUCCCCAUUUGCCGAAAGAACCUACAGAGGAUGCCGCGAUCGCAUAUGUUAACGCGAAGACUUUCGCGGGACUUGGCACGGCUCAUCUAAUUACUUGCAUGGCCAUGACCGCCCUCGUGUUCAUCGGUUACUUCUGCACCGCUUGCUUCCAACUGCCGCUGUGGAUCUGCGCCAUCCUGUUCCAGAUUCUGUGUCUCGUCACAUCCGGUUUUACUGGCUCUAUGCUGACGAGCUUGGACUCGAAAAAGAGCUCUGUUCUGGAUGAGAUGCGUCAGACCGGAAAGAAACCCGGCGAUGUAGUGGACUUUUCUGAGAUAUUCGUGGACGAGCAUGCGGGCAUGCUCCUUGCCGUCGCUGUUCUGGGGUUACUGAUGCCUGUUUUCAUCAGCCAGGCUAAGUCCAAGCAGACCUCCACCCCUGGCCACGAAGCCACUCUCUAUCCCGCGGCCACAAUUAUCUCUUUGGCGAGCGCCGGUAUCUUCUUGUUUUGCCGGGCUUCCUCGACUCUUGCCGGGCUGUCCAGCGCAUGGUUAAUCGUGGGAGCUGUUAUUACGAUCUCUGUCUCCAUUCAACAGUGCUGCUGCAGUCGCGUCUUGUCAAUCGUGUUGGCUGCAAUUUUUGCUUUGGGUGCCGUGUUCGCUGUCAUCUCCGCGGCGGUUGUCGGAAAAGCAUUUGAGAGCGGAAGGCAUUCGAUGAUGUUGAUUGACUCGAAGAACCCCUCUGCCGUCCCUGUUUCCCGCCUCGAUGACAACGAAUUCGAGACUUUCAAGAUUCACGUGCUUGCAGGCGAUGGUGUGUACUUGUUGAUCGGAUUCUGCUUCAACGUCUCUGCAUUCGUCUUCUUUGUCUACUCUGCUCUCGCCGCGUUCCGUAGCAUGUGCGCUCUCGGGAGGAAGACCUCGGUCGCGACCGAUGAGAGCGACAACGCGUAA